Molecule: messenger RNA, 1853 nt
Organism: Hipposideros armiger (great roundleaf bat)
Lineage: Eukaryota; Metazoa; Chordata; Mammalia; Chiroptera; Hipposideridae
Gene: TRAIP
Product: TRAF interacting protein
Exons: 5
Coding region: 1419-1853 (144 amino acids)
Biological process (GO): protein ubiquitination; replication fork processing
Cellular component (GO): site of DNA damage; nucleus
Molecular function (GO): ubiquitin protein ligase activity
Source: RefSeq, a predicted model, not a curated record
UCAGUGCCACGUGGCUUGGGCUAAGGAUGCAGAUCAUCCUCACCACAGUGUGUUCCUUGGUGGUAGUGGCAGGGUCCUUUGGACUCUAGUAAUCUGUGUGGGUUGUGGGUCCUGUGCUGAACCUGUGCCAACGAAUAACUGGGCUGAUGUCCUGAAGAGUCCUAUUCAACAAGGAGCACUGGUCUUAACUUAGGUAUAGAACUAGAACCCACCAAAGAGCAGCCACCAUAGGGAGAGACUUUGCCUAUGGCCAAAGUGGGCUUCCCUGGGUCAGGAGAAGGGCAGGGUGGGCAUUGCACAAAUGUUCUAUGCUGCCUUUUGUGAUGAUUCCUCCUUUCUGGGAACGACAUCUGUGCUUUCCACAUAGGCGCAGAGGAUUCACUCAGGGCUCCUUCAGGUAGAACAUAUCAGCUUUAUAUUAUGGGGCUCUGCAUAAGGUUUCUUCUGGGGAGAGGGGUGUAACACUGCUAAAAAUAGUUAACUUAAAACUCCUAAGAAGACUUCUUCCAGUCCGCGGGUCCAGGUAAACUCACCAGGGAUGCUGCGCUUUCUCAAGGAAGACCCCAAGUUAAUUUCUCUUACGUGGGAAUAAGAGAAAGGGUUGGUUAGUCACCUGUCUAUGCAACAUCUGGGCCUCCAAAAUUCCAACCCCACUACAGUCCAGAGGCAUAAUUGAUCCUCCUGGGAGCUGAGAGCUAAAGUCAGGGUACUGGCCCUGCCGCCUCCAAACUUAAGGAUCGUCAAGUCAUGCCUUUCUUAGAUAAAGCCAAGGUGAGCUUUGGGUGUCCCGUGCCCAUUUUUCUAGGGUCACUCAAGAGUCAAAGGCUGAGAGGGUGGAGCAUUUUUUUGGUCUGUGGGAACUGUGGGCUUCCAUUGUAUGGUCCAGCACUGCCCAGGGAGCAGGGGAGCCGCUCUCCAGCCGUUAUCAUGGUCCCAUUUCCCUACUGCUGCCUUCUUGAUUCUCCCGAAGUGCAGAGAAGGCUGCCCGGAGAGGACAGGGCUGAGGAGCCCUAGCCUGGCGCUCCUCUCACCAGCUCUGGCUUGGGACCAUAGCGACCUGUCUUGCUCUAGAAAGUGGCCCAGCGGGCGGCGUAGCUGCUUUGGUCCCAAUCCAACGAUGCGCUCUUGCGGUACAGGCUGUCUUCCUCGGAGCCGCAGAGCACUACCGCUGACAGGUUCAGGCCCGUGAUCCGCUCCAGGAUUCUCUUUAACCGCAGAGCCACUUGGCCCCGCCCCUGGAAGUUCGUCCAACCCAGACCCAACCUUCAGGCUCCGCCCCCGAGUCUCGUGUUACCACUUCCGGUUCGGCCCCGGAAGUCGCGCCGUGGAGCCAAAUUUGAAGUGAGCCGAGGCGGUACGGAGCGGUUAAGACUUGUCGCGUUUUUCUUGGCUACCUGGGCCCCUUGAAUCCAGUCAUCAUGCCUAUCCGUGCGCUGUGCACCAUCUGCUCCGACUUCUUCGACCACUCGCGCGAUGUGGCCGCCAUCCACUGCGGCCACACCUUCCACCUGCAGUGCCUAAUCCAAUGGUUUGAUACAGCACCAAGUCGGACCUGCCCACAGUGCCGAAUCCAGGUUGGCAGAAGAACCAUUAUCAAUAAGCUCUUCUUUGACCUUGCCCAAGAGGAGGAGGGUGUCUUAGAUGCAGAAUUCUUAAAGAAUGAACUGGAUAAUAUCAGAGCCCAGCUUUCCCAGAAAGCCCCUAUGGAGAUGCUGAAACUAAAGCUCCGCCGGCCAGCCUUCAGUGAUGAUAUUGACCUCAGUGCCACCUUUGAUGUGGACACCCCUCCAGCCUGGCCUUUCAGCGUCCAACAUGGCCAUGCCAAGAAGCUCUACCUAGAGAAGGCACAGUAA